AUGAACGCGAUCCGUCAGAUUGAAGCUCUGAAUAAGAAAGAGCUCGAGAAUGCAGUGCCCCCAGAAGCUUCCUGGCACGCUGAUUACCGUGAUACAGCGUAUAUCUACAUCGGAGGCCUUCCGUUUGAUAUCAGUGAAGGUGACAUAUUAACAAUAUUCUCACAAUACGGCAAUCCAGUGCAUUUAAACCUGGUUAGAGACAAAGAGACGGGCAAAAGCCGAGGAUUUGCAUUUCUUAAAUAUGAGGACCAACGAAGUACAGACCUAGCGGUUGACAACCUUGGAGGAGCUACAGUGCUAGGCAGAGUGCUCAGAGUGGACCAUGUGCGGUAUAAGAGACGUGAUGACGAAGGAACGGAAGAUAAUCUCGUGAAUGUGGAUGAGAAUGGGGAGGUGAUGGAGUCAGACCGGGAUGCAGAGGAGGAGAAGGAGACAGAAAGAAGUAGUCGACGGAGGUCUAGGCGUCAUGAAUCCGAGGAACGGAAGAGGCCUUCUCGACCGUUAUUGAAGGAAGAGGUGGAACUACAGCAGCUGAUGGAUGAACAUGACGACGAGGACCCAAUGAAGGAGUAUCUUAUAAAGGAGAAGAAGGAAGAAGUCGAAAAUGCACUGGCGCUGGUGAAGGCAAAGAGCAAAUCGAGACAUCCCGUCGCCAUCGACAUCAUAGGAGGAGGCACAGUGAAGAACGAUCGCGGUCGAGGGAAAGGCGGUCACCACAUAGGAGCAGGAGGGACGGGUCCAGGGAACGGUCAAGCGAACGAAGACAUCGUCGAGAACGACGGGAUAGGAGUUGAAUUAUCUCUAUCUUGCUUAUUAACAUCUAAUUAUACAACGCGAAGUUUCGCAAACGGCGGACUACCCCCUGAAGAAAUCCUAAUACGCCGCUUCUCUGUGGAUUCAUCCACGCGUAAGGGCAAGUCAAUAUAUUCUUGUGUUUGA
This is a messenger RNA of Trichophyton benhamiae CBS 112371, 939 nucleotides long. RefSeq lists its product as uncharacterized. Gene Ontology annotation, cellular component: precatalytic spliceosome; catalytic step 2 spliceosome; U2 snRNP. Gene Ontology annotation, biological process: mRNA splicing, via spliceosome. Lineage: Eukaryota; Fungi; Ascomycota; Eurotiomycetes; Onygenales; Arthrodermataceae. The coding region runs from base 1 to 939 and encodes 312 amino acids. The record is from RefSeq and is a predicted model, not a curated record. Gene Ontology annotation, molecular function: RNA binding. The transcript is spliced from 3 exons.